AUGCAGCUGGCGGCCUACGCGAAGGACGCCCAGUGGGAGAUGGCCAUCAUGCUCCUGAGGCAGGCGCGCGUGCUUUCGAGGAGAAGCAGCACCAGCAGCGAGGAGGAUGAAAGGAGACCAGACACAACAGCCACAGUUGUAAGCGAUAUCAUGGAGGAAGGGGAGGAGGAGGAGGAGGAGGAGGGGGGGGGCAAUGACGUGGCGAAGAGAAGGUACGGCGUUCACCCCAGCGGAGACAACCUCGGCGUUUCCGUCACCUCUACUUCCGCCGCGGAGGAGGAGAAGGAGGAGUGGCCGCUGGCGGUGCCGGCGGUCGAACCCAACGUGGUGUCGUACAACAACGUCAUCACGGCCUGCGCCAACGCCAAGAAGCAGAAGAGGGCGGAGGGCAUCUUCCGCGAGAUGACCAAGGAGCGGGGCAUCCGCCCGAACGUCUUCACCUACGGCGCGCUCAUCAGCGCGUGCGCCAAGCGGGGGAACUGGGAAGACUCGGUCAACUACCUCGAGCAAAUGCGUCAGUCUGGGCUUGCACCGAACGCCGUCAUCUACUCGACCGUCAUCAGCGCCUGCGAGCGGAGCGACCAGUGGCAGAAGGCGGUCAAGCUCCUCCGCACCAUGCGGAGGGACGGCAUCCUCCCCGUGACCGUCACGUACAACACCGUCAUCAGCGCCUGCGGCAAGAGCGGGCAGUGGUCCCUUGCUGUGAGCCUGCUGGACGAGAUGUCGGACAUGGGGUGCCCGCCGGGCCCGGUUACCUUCGCCAGUGCCAUGCUGGCCUGCGAGCGAGCGAGGCAGUGGCACCACGUCCUCCGCAUCAUGGACCAAAUGCAAGAAGACGAGGUGUGGGUGGACAAGUACGCCUACACCACCGCCAUCCACGCCGCGGGGCAGCUGGGGAAGUGGGCCCGGUGCGUCCGCUACCUGGACGAGAUGGACUCGAACGGCGUGGCCAAGGACGUGGUGACCGUUAGCGUGGCCAUCAGCGCCUGCGCCGACAAGGGCCAGUGGGCACAGGCGGAGAAGCUUCUGGAGGACAUGCUGGACGACGGCCUCACCCCCAAUGUCAUCACCUACACGUCGCUGAUGGUGGUGUUGAGGAGGGGCGGCCAGCACGAAAGAGCCAUCAAGAUCCUCGACCUCAUGAGAUCCAAGGGAGUGAUGCCCAAUGUGCGGACCUACAGCGUGGCCAUAGCGGCGUGCGCGGAUGCUAAGGAGUGGCGGCGGGCCUUGGCGCUCCUGAAGGAGAUGGAGAGGGAGGGCGUGUCGCCCAACGAGAUCUCGUACAACACGGCCAUCCGUGCCUGCGGCGACGCCGGGCAGCUGUCGGAGGCCCUCGACCUCAUGGACGAGAUGGAGAGUAGGGGGGUGAAGGCAUCGGUCGUCACGUACGGGACCGCCGUGGCCGCUUGUCAGAGGGCCGCAGACUGGAAGAUGGCCCUGGAGCUGCUGGCUGCGAUGCGCCGGGAGCAGAUCGAGCCGAACGAGAUCGUGUACGGAGGGAUAAUCAAGGCGUGCUGCGCCGCCGGCCAAGCCUCCAAGGCCCUCGUUGAUGCCGACCAGAUCGAGGAGGCUAUCCAGCUGUUCAACAAGCUACAGGCGCGGAGAAACUGCUCCGUAACCAUCCACUCCUACACCCCUCUGGUGGACGCGCUCACCCGCGAGCUCCGGUGGCAGGAGGCGAUCAUGCUCUUCCAAGAGAUGGAGGACAGAAAAAUCAUGCCCACGGUCCAGUGCUACACCAGCGUAGUUCGAGCGUGCGAGCGUUCGGGACAGUACGACGUUGCCCUCCGACUCCUGGACGACAUGCGCAAGAAGAGGAUGCGCUUCUACGACAUCGGCAUCCUCGAUGAGCUCUUCAAGAGGCUGCUCGCCGGGCUUUCCCUCCUCAGGGGCCGCGGGGGCCCCGGGGGCGCCAAGGGCAGGGGGGGGGCUCCCAGGAUCGGUAGUAGCCGGGCCCCCGCGGGGUCCCCGCCCCUCCCCGCCUCGCAACCCUACGGUCCUGAUGAUGCCAAGGACGAGGAAUGAAGAGGCGGCGAGAGAGCAGCAGCGUACUUUUUGGUGCAGGCACAUGGAGAGAAAUGAAUGAAGCACGUCGGGAUUGAUGGAGAGGCGCUGCUGCGCGUUUUGUUCUUUUGUGUCCGCCACCGCGUUCGAUUUUGUGGUUUUGGUAAGGUUAAGGAACGGUCCGGCGGACAUGCCAACGAUUGAUUGUAUAUUUCAUAGAUUGCCCUGUCUCGGUGAAGGGAAGAUGUCAGUGCGGGUGGGUGGGUGCAUGCGUUUGUUGCGUUGUUUGUUGUGUACGAUUGCUGAUUUGAUAUAACAGACAUGCCCGAGAGAGAGAGAGGGAGAGAGAGAGACAGGCAAGUAGACAGAGGUCUUGUGUGCCACCUGUGUGUGUGACACCGAGACGGAGACAGAGACAAGAGAGAAACAGAAGCAGCAGGCAGACAAGAAAAACAAACACUCCGUCGACUAUUUAUGUAGCAACAGUCUACCAGUCUGUAGAUAGAUGGGUGACAUCCAACGGCAUCUAUCUAUCUCUUCCCCUGAAGCUUGAGAAAAUUCACCCAGACUUGCUCUAGAGUUGGAGGCGUGGUACGUUGCUUGGUGUUGGUCCCGUUGCAACCGCUGUCUGCCCCCGACCUCGACCUGGUUUUCGUUGCUCGAAU
Messenger RNA from Ectocarpus siliculosus, 2669 nucleotides. The record is from the annotation of a GenBank genome assembly. Lineage: Eukaryota; Phaeophyceae; Ectocarpales; Ectocarpaceae.